AUGAAAUUGUAUGUUACUGGCGUAGAUGUAAAGACGUGUGCAUGCGCAACUCUAUACAACUGCUUAUGCAUGUGCGUGCAGCAGGUAUGGAUUUACAAUACUGUAGUGACUGUAGUACUUUGUAUCAAUGACGUGUUCGAUAUGUAA
Molecule: messenger RNA, 147 nt
Organism: Brugia malayi
Lineage: Eukaryota; Metazoa; Nematoda; Chromadorea; Rhabditida; Onchocercidae
Exons: 1
Coding region: 1-147 (48 amino acids)
Source: RefSeq, a predicted model, not a curated record